UUUUUCAAUCCAGGGUGGAUCCAUUUUCUAAGAAAGAUUGGUAUGAUGUGAAAGCACCAGCUAUGUUCAAUAUAAGAAAUAUUGGGAAAACACUAGUCACCAGAACUCAAGGAACCAAAAUUGCAUCUGAUGGCCUCAAGGGACGAGUUUUUGAAGUGAGCCUUGCUGAUCUGCAAAACGAUGAGGUUGCCUUUAGAAAAUUUAAGUUAAUUACCGAGGAUGUUCAGGGCAAAAACUGCCUGACCAACUUCCACGGCAUGGACCUGACGCGGGACAAGAUGUGCUCCAUGGUCAAGAAAUGGCAGACCAUGAUUGAAGCUCAUGUUGAUGUCAAGACUACCGAUGGGUAUCUACUUCGUCUGUUCUGUGUUGGUUUUACUAAA
Molecule: messenger RNA, 383 nt
Organism: Echinops telfairi (small Madagascar hedgehog)
Lineage: Eukaryota; Metazoa; Chordata; Mammalia; Afrosoricida; Tenrecidae
Gene: RPS3A
Product: ribosomal protein S3A
Exons: 3
Biological process (GO): translation
Cellular component (GO): ribosome; cytosol
Molecular function (GO): structural constituent of ribosome
Source: RefSeq, a predicted model, not a curated record